UGAGCGCAUUUCCUCUCCGUCCCCCGUGCCCUCAGUACAAAACCAUCUGGGAAGCUAAUGGGGGAGCCGGGAGGGAGCUCAGACAGCAAACUGCAGCCCGCCGGAGGAUGGCUCGGCUCCUAGGGCUGGCGGGGGUGGUUUGAAGGAGGAGAGAAGGGAAAAAAAAAAAACAACAACCAAAGAGAAAAGGAAACCCGCUCCGGGCGGACUCGCCUGCACCUCGCCGAGCGGAGCCGCCGGGGAGCGGCCGCCGCCGCCCCGACACCCGCCGGUCUCGGACCUCCCGCCGGGAGCGGCGGCCCCGGCCGAACCCCGCACCGACUUCCUGGCUGUGCUUCAGCGGUGGGUGACUGAAUAUAGUCGUCUCUGCAUCGUGGUGAUAGUAAUAAUGUGAAAUUUAAUGAGCACCUGCAAAGUCGUGUAUCAGGGAAGGAACUGCCAUGCCUGUGGGAAUUUUCCGGGUGUGCCUAGUGGUGCUUGCAGCCAUUGUCAACCACCCGCUCAUUUUCCCUAGAGAGAAUGGCACUGUCCCCGAGAACACGGAAGAAAUCAUCCAGAAGAUGAAGGAGCGGGAGGAGACCCUUCGGCUGGAGCAGUUGCGCUUGGAGCAGGAAAUUGCAGAGCAGGAAGCCAUACAGAAGGCUCUGGAAAAGUCUGCAGAGGUAGUGAAGGAAAGCAAAGAGGAAAAGGUCCGAUGGGAUAUGUGGACUGCCCUUUCCAUGGUCAUCUUCCUGCUGAUUGAGCUCUGGAGGCAGGACUUCCAGGAAGGGAUUUGGCAGGACACAGGAGGAGAAGAGGAUGACAUGGCUGUCCUGGGGAGAGCAUUUAAAGGUGUGGCCUUCCCUGACAAGGCCGCCUUGGCCAGCUUCUACGAGAAGCGCAUCCUGGGUACCACCGGAGACAUGGCCAGGAUGCGGGAGAUGGUGGAAGGCUUUGCAGAUGACCUGCUGGAAGCCUUGAGGAGUGUUUGUAACCGGGAUGCUGACAUGGAAGUGGAGGACUGCAUGGGUGUGGGGAGCAUGUAUGAGAACUGGAGAGUGCGUAAACCUUUUGUCUGUGAUCUAAUAGUGCCUUUUGCCCCUCCAGAGCCAUACUGUUUUCGGUCCCAGACCUGGUGCUCUGGUGACUCUUUUCCCUCAGCUGAACAAGGUUAUGGCACUAUCAAGGUAUGCAGAGCAGGUGAGGAUGUGACAGGUUGCAUCUGUGACAAGACUAAACUAGGGGAAGAUAUGCUGUGCCUCCUUCAUAGCCAAGCCAAUACUACCAGGCCCAGCAGUGAGAUGGAAGACCUCCUGUGCUUCAAAAAUACUCAAUAUCUGGAUGCCAACCAAGUCAUGAAGUGGUUCCAGAUUGCAGUCACCAAGGCCUGGAACAGAAUCUCCCACAAGUAUGAAUUCGACCUCUCCUUCAGCCUCCUGGACUCCCCAGGAGCCCUGAAGAUAAAAUUUAGGUCAGGGAAAUCGAUUGCCUUCAACCUCACCCCUGUGGUGCAGUACGAGAACUCCGAUGUUUACUUCAUCUCUCAUUUCCCUCGGAGCAGCCUGGCAGCAGACCUCCCCUCCAGCACUCACUGGUUUCUCACCUUUGCAGUGUAUGAGAGGAGGUUCAUCCAGCUGGUCUCCAAAACACUGCCUGCCAAUGCCUGCCAUGUCAGCUGCCUUCAGAUCCUCUCCUUCCUCCAUGGGAAGCAGUGCAGCCUCACAGGUCCAAGCGGGCUCACCAACUACCACCUGAAGACAGUGAUGCUGCAUCUCCUGCAGGCACGUCCCAGUCAGGACUGGGCCCCGGAGAAGUUGGAGGCCCGUCUACAGGACAUGCUGAAAUUCCUGGAGAAAUGUUUGCAUGAGAAGAAGCUCUACCACUUCUUCAUAGGCAAUGGGAAGGUACCAGCAGAGCUGGGCUUCCCCAUCAUAUUCCAGAGGGCUGAGCCUCUCAACCUUUUCCGUCCCUUUGUGUUACACAGGGACGUUUACAGGAAGACAGUAGACACGUUCCACGAGAUGCUCAGGAACAUGACUGCACUGAUAAAUGAGUACACAGUGCACAUUCCGCUUGCACAGACCAACGGGAUCCAUAAGGAAUCCUUUUAACCAAAGCCAGCAGGAAAACACUCGUUCCUCCAAGCACAAGUCCAGAGGGCAGCUUUCCGAAGCCUCCUCGAGACAACUGACUUUGCCAGUACAGCUUCUCGUCUGCAGCUGAACCCGUCCUGGGCCAUGGUUUCUGCAGUAGGGGAGAGGGGGUGGGGGGAGGACAGGGAGAAACUGGAAAAUGUGGUAUAAAAGUAAGUUUCUGCUCCACUGGUAUUCUGUGUUUUAUGCAGCUAAGAGAAUAUUUUUCUAUUGUGCCUCAGUCACGUUACAGUGGUGGUGAGCAAAAAAAAUAUGACUAAUUUAUUCAGAUGCCUGCAAUGCAAAUGGUGGUGGUGGCCAAAUACUUCAUUUCCUUUGAAAGGGGGAGAUAAGGGUGGAGGAAUCAGAGGCAGGAUCUUGGGAUCGCAGGAGCCUGUCUGCUUGCAGACAGCAGGAGCUCUGCGACCCACCGAUGGGAAGUGCAACAUAAGACUCGGUGCUGAUGUGGGGAUGAGGGUCAUGCACAAGAUCCCGACCGGAUGGAGAUCCUUAAAUCAACCACAGCUCUUUAAUUUAAAGGUAACUGUAGUUAUAAAAAACACAAAACCUUCUUGAUAGAACUCGCAGCACUAGUUUAAAUGGUUUGUCCUGUCCUUCAAAAACACCCCUGCACCUUUCUUCUCCCUGGGGAGGAUGGAGCAGAGCAGGCAGCAGGGUGUGUGUCUUCAGACUAUUUCAUUCGAGUCUUCUGUUUUUUCAUGGUAAUAUGGCUAGUGGGUUAUAUUCCUGGCCUUUUUCCAUGGAUAAAUGGACAGGAACCUUUUUGCCUUGGAUAAAGGAGAAAAACACCAUUAUUGGGUUCUGGCAUUUUGGUUUAUUUCUGUGUUUUCCUUAUCUCCAGGCAGCAAGGCUGAGAACAGCCAAGAGAGAAAGGACUGCUACGGGUUUUGCUUUCAUAAAAGAAGCAGUUCUCCAAAAUGAUGCUGUAAUGAAGCUAAUCCCAGCAGUCUGGUAGAAGGAGGGAACAAUCACCCUCCAAAUGAGAGUGUGACACUCCCAGCAUGGUUUUAAUGAGGCCAAGGCCAGCAGGAAAGCUCUGAGUUAGGACGAGGGGAUGAAAGAGGUGCACGUGUAGCAGAGCGUGGCAGCCCUGUCUCUGCAGCUGCCUUGUGGUCUGUGUCACAUUCCUUCUGCUCCCAGAUAUCCAGGCAAAAGCUACCCCUUUGCCUCCUCAAUUCUUUUAAAGAUUGCUGCUCUGAUGAGGCUCUGAGGAGCUGCUGCUAGCAGACCAUAAUUUGGUGAUUUGGGAGUGCAAUGCAGCUUUGAAGCCAGGGGAGAAUCUCGAGGCAUGUGCUAAAAAACCCAGCAGAGAUGUCUGAACUCCCUCAGGAUGCAGCAUUUGGUGCCGCGCCAGCAGGACGCCCAGCCCCGGCGAGGUGGCUUUGCUGGAGGAGAGGGCUCAGCAGCUCCUCACCUUCCUUGGUGUGCUUUGUGCAGGAUCCAAGCCAGGGCCUCGGUGCAGAUCUGCUUCCGCACUGGUCCCGGAGGCCGGGCCUCCAGUGCCAAGGGGCCUUUCCUACCAUUUUCUUACUCUAGGAUUUCCUGCCAUGUUUUACCCCAGGGCUUCUCUGAAUCCUGUUUACAAGAGGGUAGUUGUUCUGGGUGGUGAGAUCCACCAUCAGGGAUGAUAUUACCAUGACUCCACAGGUCCCUUUUUAUCAAUCCUCACUAUCACAUGCAUCAGAGAGAAGAUUUAAUGCUGUAUCGCUACUAGGGACAGCAUACAGCACGAGGCUUAUUAUCCAGCCUGUUCAUAAGAAAACUCCAUAGACAUGUCCUCUCCUCCUUUUUCCUGGUAAAAAUCAUUUCACCACCUCCUUCAUGUCUGCUGUUGUCAGGCCCUCCACCAGUGAGGGACGUUUCAUGCACAAAGGCAGAGAAAGCUGUAACUCCUGUUUCCACAUGUGGUUUAUAAGAAGGCACUGGUGGGGACAGGGAUCUCUUUGCUCAAAUUGCUGCUCCCCUUGGCUUUCAUCAUCGCAGCUGUGGGGUGGGUAAGUAAUAUUUCUCAGCAGAAAGUAAAGGGUAGGAAGCAAAACGGGAGAGAAGGGGCUGGUGGGUAAUACCAGUAGAAAAGUUGUGGAUCAUCAGUGCUUGCUUCAGCGCCCUUGGCGAUGAGCACCUGGGAGACUGCCAGGGCUGGCAGAGCAACAGGCCAGGACUAAUUGCUAACGCUAACGAGUUCUGUAAGCCCCUGGCUUUCUUUAACACAACCAAGCAAGCCUUCCCCAGUAGAAAGCGAGGGCAGGAGCGAUCUCAGGGGACAUGACAAGCAGGUAGUGACAAGCAGAGGUACAGGGAGGGUGGGUGAAUACUGGACCCUGGAGGCUACAUUGGAAGCUGUGUAAGUUGUUUGCAAACCCAACAAUUUGCUGGAUUUACCUGCCCGGCUUCACUGCACAGCGCCUGUAGCAGAUCCAGCUCUGCGUGGGCUGCAGGCAGGCAGGUCACGCUGAAGCAGUUGUGGUCAGUGUUGCUUCUAACUGUGUUCCCAGCCCAACCAGAAAGAAAUAAAAAAUUCUCUGCCAUUUCCUGUCAGGAGUCUAAAUUUAGAUUGUCCAAAGAACAGAAACAAAUUUGUGACCCAGGUCUCUCAGGAAAUGACAUUCAGGGUUGAAAAAUAACUUUUAUGUAAGGUUGAGCAGGGGGAGGAUGAGAAGAAAAGGCUGUUAAAGAGAAGAAGGUAACUCCCCUGUUAAAAUGCCAGAACAAAGCUUUGUAACGCCAGUCCUACGGGCUUGUAAACAUGCCUAAACUCGCCUUUACACAGCUCCAAGCACUGCUGCUCAGACUCAAAGGGAACCUAAAUCCAUAAGUGGACUGAAUCUUUUGUUCUUCAUUUUCUGUACUUGUGUGCCUGUUCUCUCUUAAGCCCGAACUGACCCUGAAGUGUUCCCAUGGGGUUUAGCUGACCCCAAGCUGGAGCUGAACCAAGGAAUUUAUGGAUUUGAUUCUCCUGAAAGCAAAUUGCUUGGCUUAAUUUUCCUACAUGUCAUAUGCUUAUUUUGCCCUGAGCAGCUUUUCAGAGGUCUGUUCUGUGCACGAAGUCUGUGCCCUCACAUACUCAUACCUGUCUGGGGGAAAAAGUGCUCUGGGAUUAUAAGCUGUGCUCCAGUGAACCUCAGGGCAGAGAUCUUUGUACGCCGUAUACCAGUAUAUAUACCAGAGGCAUAUAUGUGUCCCACCAGAGGACAUUAGUCCCUACAGCAUUUCUCUGGAUCAGGCCUCCGCAGUGGUACAAGAAAGCCGUGAUGUGAAGCACAUCAUUCCUUGGACUACCGUGUCUCUCCUGUAUUAAAUCUUUGCCCACCAAGUAAGUACUAGCCCCAUCAAUAAGAGGCCACACUCACAUUUCAUAAAAUAGGUUUACAAGACAGUUCAGCUCUAUCAGCUGUCAGCCAAUAAAAAUGGCCUCGGACUUUUUAGUUCCGCCCGUAUUUAGUUCUGCCGUGACUGAAGGGCAUUCAUAGGAAGCAGCUUUAAAGGGUGGGGGUGAAAGUGGGGUUUUGUGGUUUAAAGUGAAUAACGUUCUUUUAAAACCAAACAGCGUAUGACACGUGAGUAACAAACACACACCAUCUCUUUGGUAGUGCCUGUAUCUCCGUGAGAGAUCCUCAGGAAGGGUAAACUGCCUGUCCCGGAUGUCUUCCUUGUGUCUCUGCUUUUCUUGCUAUUUGCUAACUGGCUGAAUUUAACAGAUGAACUCCUCUUGCCUUCUGCUGGUUUCCAACCACUCCCUCCACCCUCAACUUGUGGUUUUAAUAUUUUAUUAUAGGCUCUGUCACAGCAAUGGAAUUAGUGGUGGCUUGAUAGCAGCCACUGAUCUACAACAUAGCCUCAGGAGCCAUUUGCUUUUAGAAAAUGUCUUGCUCUGAGGUUAUUAUUGUUGUAGGGAGCUGAGUGUCUUCUAAGGGGAGCUGUUGGAGUUCAACCAUAGAAUAUGGCUUCUCUCUCUCUCCGGGUUGCUCUGUAUACAGGUCUUACAUGGGCAUAAAGAUAUAUUUCAGCAAAGAGAUCCAAAACUUUAUCCAGUAUUCAAGCAGCAGGAUUUGGUGCCUGUUCACCAGAUGAUUUUAAUGCAAAGCCUUUGCAAUGUUUUCUCUGUGGUGAAGAAAUGAGACUUUACCCAUCUAUACCAGCUUAGCUGCCGGUCAUUGAGGGGUUAGUUCUCAUAGGAUCCUACAUGGUAAAAAGCUUUAUUUAUUGUCUUUUUUUUUAGGAUUGGGGGUGUGUGUGUAAUAUGUUAGCUCAGAAGCAAAACUGUAGUAUGAAGACCAAUCUUGGCAAUGCAGCUGAGAUGGGCAAUAACACCAAAACUCUCCAAACUAAGGUCUUCCUUGAGUGACAAUGCUGUACUCAAACCGCUGCUUUUAUAGCAGGACACUGUUGGAUUUGUAUAGAACUUCUCAUGCAGCUUUAUUUAUAAUAAAGGAAGUCUUUUACAAAAUCUAAAAAAGCGUGAAGUCUGUUUUGUUUCUAGUUCUUCUAAAAAUGUUUGAGAGAAGGAUGGAGUGGGGAUAUGCCCAGUGCA
Molecule: messenger RNA, 6663 nt
Organism: Chroicocephalus ridibundus (black-headed gull)
Lineage: Eukaryota; Metazoa; Chordata; Aves; Charadriiformes; Laridae
Gene: ITPRIP
Product: inositol 1,4,5-trisphosphate receptor interacting protein
Exons: 3
Coding region: 441-2090 (549 amino acids)
Cellular component (GO): membrane
Molecular function (GO): protein kinase inhibitor activity
Source: RefSeq, a predicted model, not a curated record